Notolabrus celidotus (New Zealand spotty) is the source of this 3529-nucleotide messenger RNA. RefSeq names its product solute carrier family 6 member 15 (gene slc6a15). The transcript is spliced from 12 exons. Lineage: Eukaryota; Metazoa; Chordata; Actinopteri; Labriformes; Labridae. Bases 347 to 2563 code for a protein of 738 amino acids. Gene Ontology annotation, cellular component: plasma membrane. Gene Ontology annotation, biological process: sodium ion transmembrane transport; L-leucine transport. The record is from RefSeq and is a predicted model, not a curated record. Gene Ontology annotation, molecular function: proline:sodium symporter activity.
GACACCACACACCGGCGAGCCUGGUUCAUAAAGACGCACAUUCAUAAUGUCUGCCCCGUGCAUGUGCUCUCACAAUUUCAUUCCUUGAGACUCAUCAUUUUUUAGAAAAAGGACGACUGCUAUUCAAAAUUGACGUUUGGUGAUAAUGAAGAAGUAAACCCACAUCCUGACCAUUCAUCUUCUAAAAACUGUUCCCAAAAAACUGAACCAAAAAUCUUUUUAAAAAACUUGCAGCUUUGCACAGUCACAUUUCCCUAAAGUGACUUUUUCACACACGCCUGGCCUUGCCCUUUCAGCCUGAUAACCAAAAAGACGUUCCACCCCUUGCACUUGUUUGCUUUAUCAAAUGCCCAAAAACAGCAAGGCCGUCAAGAGAGAGCUUGACGAGGAUGUCACAGAGUCUCACAAGGACCUGCUUUCCAACGAGGACGCCUGUGACGAUUCCUUCAAGAAGACCUCGCUGAUCGUCAACAACCAUGAAGGGGAUGGGAAAGAGUGCGAUGUGGAGGAAGGGGGCUCAGAUGGCGAGGAGGAGGAACGCCCAGCCUGGAACAACAAGCUCCAGUACAUCCUGGCCCAGGUUGGCUUCUCUGUAGGCCUGGGCAACGUCUGGAGGUUCCCCUACCUGUGUCAGAAGAACGGAGGGGGAGCGUACCUGGUGCCCUAUCUCAUCCUGCUGAUAUUGAUCGGCAUCCCGCUGUUCUUCUUGGAGCUUGCAGUGGGACAGCGCAUCCGCAGGGGCAGCAUAGGGGUGUGGAACUACAUCAGUCCUCGACUCGGGGGCAUCGGCUUUGCCAGCUGUGUGGUGUGCUUCUUUGUGGCUCUCUACUACAAUGUCAUCAUCAGCUGGAGCCUGUUCUAUUUCUCCCAGUCCUUCCAGCAGCCUCUGCCCUGGCAUGAGUGUCCUCUCGUCAAGAACAAGACCAGUACAUAUGUGCAGCCAGAGUGUGAGAAAAGUUCGGCGACCACCUACUACUGGUAUCGUGAAGCCCUUAACAUCUCUGACAGCAUCAGUGAGGGUGGAGGACUCAACUGGAAGAUGACACUGUGCCUGCUGGCUGCCUGGUCUAUGGUUUGCCUCGCCAUGAUCAAGGGAAUCCAGUCAUCUGGGAAGGUGAUGUACUUCAGCUCCCUGUUCCCGUACGUUGUGUUGUUCUGCUUCCUCGUGCGGUCUCUGCUCCUGGAGGGCUCCAUGGAUGGGAUCAGGCACAUGUUUACACCCAAGUUGGGGAUCAUGUUGGAGCCGAAGGUUUGGCGGGAAGCUGCCACACAGGUCUUCUUCGCCCUAGGCCUCGGCUUCGGCGGCGUCAUCGCCUUCUCCAGCUACAACAAGCGGGACAACAACUGCCACUUCGACGCCGUCUUGGUGUCUUUUAUCAACUUCUUCACCUCUGUGCUGGCCACCCUGGUGGUGUUUGCUGUUCUGGGCUUCAAAGCCAACAUCAUGAUCAGCAAGUGUGUCGCUCUGAACACUAACAGGAUUGUGACGUUGUUGGGCAAUGGCAUUGAAGAAACCCUGAUCCCCCAUCACAUCAACCUCACUCUUCCCAACCAGAUCAGCAAAGAGGACUACGCUGACAUGUUGGAUGUCAUCAAAAGGGUGAAGGAGGGCGACUUUCCCAAACUGGGACUGGAUGCCUGCAGCAUCGAGGACGAGCUCAAUAAGGCGGUGCAAGGCACAGGUCUGGCUUUUAUUGCCUUCACGGAGGCCAUGACCCACUUCCCAGCCUCACCCUUCUGGUCGGUCAUGUUCUUCCUCAUGCUGGUUAACCUCGGCCUGGGUAGCAUGUUCGGCACCAUAGAGGGCAUCCUCACUCCGCUGAUAGACACUUUCAAAGUCCGCAAGGAAUUUCUAACAGUGGGAUGCUGCGUGUUGGCCUUCUCCAUUGGUCUCCUGUUUGUCCAGCGCUCAGGGAACUACUAUGUGGCCAUGUUCGACGACUACUCAGCUACUUUGCCUCUGCUCAUAGUGGUUGUACUGGAGAAUGUGGCCGUAGCUUGGGUCUAUGGGAUUGAUAAAUUCUUUGAAGACCUGAAGGACAUGCUGGGCUUUACUCCAUUCCGUUUCUACUACUACAUGUGGAAGUACAUCACGCCCAUCCUGCUGCUGCUCCUCCUGGGCUCCAGCUUCGUCCAGCUGAUCAUGACGCCCCCCAGUUACAGUGCCUGGAUACAGGAAGAGGCCAAAGAGCAGCUUAUGCAUUUCCCUCCAUGGGGCAUCAUUAUGUGCAUCUCCCUGGUGGUGAUGGCCAUCAUGCCUGUGCCCGUAGUCUUCGGCCUGCGCUACUUCAACAUCAUUGACGAGAACACUAGCGGCCUUUCCACCGUCUCCUACAAGAAGGGCCGCAUCAUCAAGGAGAGCGCCCGGCCCGGGGAGGACGACGACACUAGCCUGAUCCACGGCAAGUCACCCAGCGAGGCGCCCUCGCCCAUGCCUGGGAACAGCAUCUACCGCAAGCAGAGCAACGGAGGCGGUCCUGAAGCUGACACUGCUCCCAACGGCCGUUACGGCAUUGGUUACCUGAUGGCCGACAUGCCGGACAUGCCCGAGUCGGACUUAUAGACUGACUGAAAAGUAAGCCCUGCCCGGCCGUACCGGCUGGCCUUCCCCUCUUCCACCCCCUCUGCGUGCGUUUAGUUGGCUGUUACAUCGAUGUAUAUUUCACUCGUACUGUAUAUUCCUUGUAGAUAUCGUAGCUGCUCUCUUAUUUGUCAUCUCUGAACCUUAGCUGACAGUCGACAGUAAAAAAAAAAAAAAGAAGAAAGUGUGGGAAUACCCGUCAUCCUCGUCUUACCCCUUGCUCAUUUGCUUGACUGUGUCCAAAACCCUCCCUCUACCUCCUUCACCCUCCAGUCUUUGCUCCUUCUUUUGUGCAGAUUAGAGAAAAGGGUGUAAGCAAUAAGGUGGAGGCACCACCAGGCCUACUUGAACAAACAUCUGCAAAGAGGAGAGCAAAACCAGAGGGUGAGGGAAUCAAGAGGCGGGGUUUGGGACUGUAACUGUGUCUGUGGGCAGUGUCAAUCAUGCCAGUCUCCAGUCCUGCUGUAAAAAUGGUAACUUGUGUAAUUUAUGACUAACCUAACUGCUGGCCAACAAGUACUAAGAUCAUUAGCAGUGUAGCCACUCCGGAUAGUGUAAGGAAGCAAGAUUUCAGGUCAACUGAGUGCAAACAGAAGACGACCUUUGAAAAGCACUCCCAUGAUUGUCUGCGAUUAAAGUGUGCCUAAGUAGUUUAUAUUUGUUUAUAGAAUACAUGACAGACGUUGUAUAUUUAAGGUAUUCUGUAAAUACAAUAUAAAUAUUAUAAAUAUAUUUAUCUUGAUAGUUUGGAUAUCAGAACACCAUGUUUUUAAGGUUCAGAGGUACUGCAAACCCUUAACUCUUGUGUCUUUGUUUUUUACUAAUGUGCUGUCAACGUUUGUGAGGACUGAGUCCUCCGUGUAAAUAUAUUUUCCAUGAGAUGGCUUCAGAUGCAAUGUCUUUUUUUCCCGCCAGAUUAAAGAUCAAAUACGAUCCAGAACCUGAAAA